GUAUAUGUAUACGUUCGCGGAAGAGGUCGAGGACGUUACGUUUGCGACCGUUGUGGAAUUCGCUGCAAGAAACCGAGCAUGCUGAACAAACAUAUCAAAUCCCAUACUGAUAUUCGCCCGUACAAGUGUAAGGAGUGCAAUUUUUCAUUCAAAACGAAAGGUAAUUUUACGAAGCACCUUAGCUCCAAAACCCAUCGCCGGCGUCUUGUACAAGGUAAUGGUAACGACAGCGAUAACGAAGAUGGGCUUGUAAUUGCAAGUCCAGACGAUGACACAGUUGAGCAGCGGUUUCCGUUUGAUGAGAUGGACUCGAUCCUGGAUAGAGGAGGGAGCUCCGACGAAGAAAACGACGAUCACUUACCUCCGGUGCAGGAGUCAGUUGAAAAUCCAUACCGAAAGUUUGGCCAAGAAAAUAUUCUCGUUGAACGUGCUGCUCACACACCACCAUCUCGCUGGAUGCUUGUUGAAGAGGAGGUUGAGAACAGGUGGCCCGAAGCUGAGCGUAAUAGGAACUGCAGCUCGGCGCCACCAUCCGCAAUCAGCCCUACGAAAGAAGAUCGAGAGGAGCAAGGUAACAAAAAAUCUCGUACUGAUGUGCUGCUAUCUCUCAAGUUUCAGUGA
Cylicostephanus goldi is the source of this 621-nucleotide messenger RNA. The record is from the annotation of a GenBank genome assembly. NCBI's taxonomy places the organism in Eukaryota, Metazoa, Nematoda, Chromadorea, Rhabditida, Strongylidae.